AUGGUAGGCAACGUGAAAAGUCUUGUCGAUCGGUUGUCCAAGGACUUUUCUGCGAGCAGACCUCCUUUGUCGGUACACGAACCGAAAAAACCUGUUUCGUCGAAGCCAUCGCAGCCCUUACAACAUGUUAUAACAGCAUUCGCUUAUUCAGCGGUGCAAGAUGAUGAAUUAACACUGGAAUUGGGCGAUGUGAUUGAAGUACUGGAAGAAGUCGAGGAUGGUUGGAGUCGUGGUCGUCAAUUGCGCACGAAUAUUAUUGGCAUGUUCCCUACUAACUUCGUGAAACCUGAUGUUCCUCCAUCAAGUACUCUUAUUCGAGAAGACGAUAAGGUAGUAGUUAGGCGCUCUGCAGAUCCUGAUCAACCUGAAGCAAAUCGAAGGACGCCAUCAGCUAUUGGAGGUGUCAAUAUCUUUGGAGGAAAAACAGUUCAUUCUGAGCCGAAGGAUGAACCGAAGACCAAAGAAAUGGCACGGGUAAAGUUCGAAUACGAACCUCAGCACAGUGAUGAAUUGAAGCUAGGAGAGAAUCGGUCAACUGGUUACAAUUAUUCGGAAGGAUUGUGGAGAUGCGGGAUGGUUCCUAUUUCCACUCAGUCAGGGACCAUUUAUCAUCCUCCUCCCACCCAUCUCUCAAAAAUUGUCGCUAAAACUCCUAUGGUGAACCCUCCGGGAAUGGUACCACCUGCGGUACCAGCUAAGCCGUUGAAGCAGAAGUUGUCGGAAAGUUCAACGUCUAUCAACGGUGCUGGUUCUUCUCCUCCAUCUUCCACGACCAACGUGCCCUCCACACCACCAGUAUUACCUUCACAAGUCAAGCAACAAAGUUCUGCUUUUGCAGCGGCUCGGAACCGCAUCUCAAAAGAUCUUAUUGUUGGACAACCGGGACAAGUGUCGUCGAAGUUGACGAAGUCUGUAAUUGUCACUUCUGGUUCUGAGGGUGUAGCGACGAGCAGACCUAUGAGUAGCGUGGAAUCUGAUGAAGCGUCUGAUGAAGUGGUCAGACCGCUAAGCCACGUAACCAAAACUCGAGCUCGUCCUCCUGGAAAGCGACCUGCAAGUAUGAUGCUGAUAAAGAAGAAAGGUGUAAGUCAAUCUUGCAUUCUCUACUGUAGUGUUUUAGUUGAUACUGAGUAUUCAUGUGAUUUGUUUAGUCAAUGGACAAUCUUCUUGAAAGCCCCUCUAAACCGAUGGCUAGUGAACUUCCAGAGAAAAGUUCCUUUACAAGCGCAAUUGGGACCGUCGUUACCAUCACCUAUUACUACUCUUUCGACAAGUCGUGAAUUACAUACUGUGUCUCCUGCUCCAAUUACCCCACCAGCAAAAGUGGUACCCGUCCGACCUCCUCCUGCUGAAAUCAAAUUAGAGGACAAGAAGGAACAUUCGUCCACUAUCAAGCCAUCAGUGCCCCCUCUGACGCAUUAUCCGACAACCUUCUCAACGUCUUCUAGCGUUGAUUCGGAAUGGGUCUCCAGGAAAGAAUAUAAUGAAUUGCUGGCACGCUUAGCAAGCAUGGAAGCUCGCAUUGCUCAACUUGAGAAACGUGCAAUGCCGGUCAGGGUCUGUCAGGAUGAUUCCGAUUACCAAGCUGCAAUGGGAGAAGCUGGAGCGAAACCUGUGGUGGUGGAUUUCUCUGCGGAAUGGUGUGGGCCAUGCAAAAUGAUUGCUCCAGUUUUUGAAAGCCUCUCCAACAAAUAUUUGUCUAUGGUCUUUUUAAAGGUCGACGUCGAUAAGUGUGAAGAAACAGCAGCACAAAACGGCGUUUCGGCAAUGCCAACCUUCAUCGUGUUUGUGAACGGGGCAAAAGUGGAUACCCUUCGAGGUGCAAAUACAUCUGGUUUGGAGGCCAUGGUACAGAAAUGGGCUGAUACACAACCGGCAGGGGACGUUCCUGGACAGUCGGACAUCACGAGCCUGAUUGACAAAAGGCAAAUGGAGUGCCUUAACGGAGACGACAGCACACCGUUAUUAGGUUUGCUGGAAGGUUCGAACGUGCUCAGAUCGGAUUGUGAUGAGCAACUUAUCAUAUCUCUUCCAUUCACUCAGCCGGUUAAAGUUCAUUCCAUUAUGAUAAAGGGUACUGAUGCGAAAACACCGAAAAACGUUCGCAUUUUCUCAAAUCUCCCUAAAACUCUUGACUUUGACGGCGCCUCUUCAGUGGAAGCGGUUCAAGUACUAGAGUUUAGCGAAAAAGCACAGAGUGAGCCUGAGUUGCUGCAGUUGAAGUACGUGAAGUUCCAAAAUGUCAACAAUAUUCAGCUUUUUGUUGAGAAUAAUCUUGGCGGCGGUGAUGUCACUGAAAUUGAGCAGUUGAAGAUUUUUGGUACUCCUCUAAGUGGAGUGAACAUGAGCGAGUUCAAGCGGCCUCUCAAGGCCCUUUCCCUUUUCUUCUGGAAGGAAAACAAGAUGGAUGUUGAGCGUCUCAUGAAGGAUCUAACAGUGGAUCAUCUCCACCAAAUCCAGCAAAACUUGCAGACGGAGAUGGAAGGUAAGAAAGAAGAGCUUCGCGAGAUGGUUGGUCGAAGAUACAGAGACGUUCUUGAGGCUUCCAGCGAGGUGCGAACUGUGCGAGAACUCGCAGAAGCUCUUGCUGAGGCUGUCGCCCAUGCCAGGACAACUCAAAGCGUUGUAGAGCCAAGACCUCUGUCGCGUGAGCAGCAAGUUUCCGUGCAACGUUUCAUCGCUCUGCACAAACUCUUGGCUGUGAUAGGUGAACCAGAUGGUGAUGCACUGAGCGAUGCGUUUGCACUGACAUUAGCUGAACUUCUUCACAAACAGUUAGCGACUGAGCCGUUGUCUACUGCGAAUUUCAUUUCAAAGUUAACAAGUGAAUCAAGUUCACUUCUGAAUGUCGUCACUGAGCUGAAAAAGACGCUUGUUGUUGUUGAACAACUGUUCGCCCAGGGAGAGCUAGUUCGAAUCAUCCAGGCGGCUGCCUGUCCAACUUAUCGGCCAGCUUUGAUUGACUCGCUCAUUUGCGAUGAAGCAUUCACCUUUGGUCGUAUGCUCACCACCGAAUCUGAGAAGGUAACUCGCCAGCUCCGAGACUUUAAAGCAAGCCCCAUUCUCUCGCAGAAGAUCAACUCGAAAUGCACAGAUUGGAUCAAUGAGGUUUACAUUUUUUCUACGUUCAGACCUCUGUCGCGUGAGCAGCAAGUUUCCGUGCAACGUUUCAUCGCCCUGCACAAACUCUUGGCUGUGAUAGGUGAACCAGAUGGAGAUGCACUGAGCGAUGCGUUUGCACUGACAUUAGCUGAACUUCUUCACAAACAGUUAGCGACUGAGCCGUUGUCUACUGCGAAUUUUAUUUCAAAGUUAACUAGUGAAUCAAGUUCACUUCUGAAUGUCGUCACUGAGCUGAAAAAGACGCUUGUUGUUGUCGAACAACUGUUCGCCCAGGGAGAGCUAGUUCGAAUCAUCCAGGCGGCUGCCUGUCCAACUUAUCGGCCAGCUUUGAUUGACUCGCUCAUUUGCGAUGAAGCAUUCACCUUUGGUCGUAUGCUCACCACCGAAUCUGAGAAGGUAACUCGCCAGCUCCGAGACUUUAAAGCAAGCCCCAUUCUCUCGCAGAAGAUCAACUCGAAAUGCACAGAUUGGAUCAAUGAUGUGUGCAGUUUUGCUCGAGAGCCGGUGAUGUCGAUUUGUGAAUUCUAUGACAAAGCAAAUGACAUAAUCGAGUUCCUUCAUGCAAUUUCCGGAGUUCUACGAUCGGGCAUAAUCUCUCGAGACCUACGCGAUUUGGAGGAGCAGCUGAUUAAGCAAUUGAAAUCGAUCAAUACUGCACCUCCUCCUUUGUUUGAGAAGACGUCCAACAAGUUUGAUCCUCUCAUGGGAGUCGGAAUUUCAUCCGCUCUUCAAGAGUACGUUGGUUGUGACAAAUGCAUUUUAGAGCUCAAACCUUUCUUCAUGAGGUUCUAUCUCAGAUCUAUUUCGAAGUUUUACGCCGGCGUACAAAGCGCUCGCGAAUGUUGUGGAAGGUAUGAGCAAGUGGAAUUGGACUCGCAGCCGGAACGAGUCAGAGAGUCAUUGGCCGCGGAGCUGUUCAGUGUCAUCGAAAGGUUGUCCAAGUUGCAUCCCAGCGCCAGCGGUAAUACCUCAUUGGACGAGCUGUCAAGAACUAGACUGUGUCUUGCACUUCUGCACUGCGAUUCUACAUCGUUUUGUCAAGCAAUGAAUAAAGACGGUGAACGCAUUGCUGCUGCCAGUCGUCUUCUCAAUGCUGCUGCAGAGGACUCAUUGAGGUAUGGGAGGUUUGGAUAA
Ostertagia ostertagi is the source of this 4257-nucleotide messenger RNA. Lineage: Eukaryota; Metazoa; Nematoda; Chromadorea; Rhabditida; Trichostrongylidae. The record is from the annotation of a GenBank genome assembly.